This is a messenger RNA of Oppiella nova, 7356 nucleotides long. Lineage: Eukaryota; Metazoa; Arthropoda; Arachnida; Sarcoptiformes; Oppiidae. The record is from the annotation of a GenBank genome assembly.
AUGGAUCCCAAUGUGUUAUGUGGGACGAGCACCGGCACGUUCAUCGGCAGCUGUUUCGAUGAGGCUCCCAGUGCUCAGGCCGAGGACUACUCCAAAGUGGUCGGCUAUAAGCAACACUUCGCCGGUCGCAUCGCACAGACAUUCAACUUCACGGGACCGUCGAUGGUGUUGGACACGGCCUGCGCCUCCAGUUUCUGCGCCCUUCACGAGGCUAUGGGCGCUCUGAGGAGUGGACAGUGCGAUACGGCUAUAGUGGUGGGCGUUAAUAUGUCCCUACGAGCGACCACACAAUUGCAGUUUUAUAAGUUAAAUAUGAUAUCACCGGACGGCCACUGCAAAUGUCUGGACAGCGACGCCAACGGCUACGCGAAGGGCGAGGCCUGUGUGGCACUGGUAUUACAGCGCAAGGGUGUAGCCAAACGUAUUUACGCUACGGUUAUGCACACCAAGACUAAUACGGAUGGCUUUAAAGAGUUGGGAAUCACAUACCCGUCCACUACAUCACAGGCCACUCUAAUGAGAGAAACGUACAGCGAGGCGGGUGUUAAUCCGUUGGACGUGAAGUACGUGGAGGCGCACUGCACCGGCACUCAGGCGGGCGAUCCCGUCGAGAUGGCAGCGAUAGAGGCGGCCAUGUGCACAGGCAGAACCGAGCCGUUACUUAUCGGCGCUCUGAAGUCAAGCAUUGGUCACACGGAGGGGUCGUCCGGUCUGUGCUCUCUAACGAAAGUCAUCUUUUCAUUUGAGAAGCAAUGCAUUCCCGCCAAUCUUCACAUGACUACUCCCAACCCCAGCAUCCCAGGCCUGGUCUCCGGUAUAUUAAAGCCGAUCACAGAGAACACGGCGUUUGACAGUCCAUUAGCCGGACUCAACUGUUUUGGGUUCGGAGGGGUCAACGUUCACGUCAUUGUACGCGCGGAUAGUAAACAACCGGCCGAUGAGAACCGGGAUAUUAUUGUGGGUGAAGUGCCCAGACUUGUGAUGAUGUGCGGCCGCACUGAACAGACACUCCAGAGUGCACUGACGCACAUCGUUAACAACAAGACAAUGCUUGGCCGCGACUUUUUGGCCCUAAUUAAUGAUAUUUCAAAGACCAGUGCCUAUCGCACCGACACCACAGGGUUUGCGGGCAUGAAAUACAGAGGUUUCACACUUUUGACUAAAAAUCAUAACAGUAUAGAAAGCAAAUGCAUUCAUGUGAAUAAAGUUAAUAAAUGUCGACCGCAACUAUGGUUUGUGUUUUCUGGUAUGGGUAGUCAGUGGCCGGCAAUGGCCAGGGAUUUAAUGCACAUUGAGAUGUGCGCCCAUUCAUUGAAAUUAUCGGCUAAUAUACUGAACGAAUACGGAAUCGAUUUAAUGAGUAUUUUGUUGGAUAAAAAUGAAGAUCUAAUCCAAUGUCCACUUAAUUCAUUCAUAGCGUUAACUGCCAUUCAAAUAGCAUUAGUCGAUGUACUCGAGGCACUCAACAUCAAACCCGACGGAAUAGUAGGUCAUUCCAUAGGGGAACUGGUGUGCGCUUAUGCCGACCACUGUAUCACCGCUGAAGAGUGCAUUAGAAUAGCCUAUUGGAGGGGAAAGUAUGUUAAAGAUGAUCCGAGGUGUAGGGGUUCAAUGGCUGCCGUCGGACUCACUCUACCUGAAGUCAAGCGCCGAAUGUCUGAUCAGGUAUCCAUAGGGUGUCAUAACUCUGAAGAUUCGGUAACCAUCUCUGGCGCCGACACUUUGGUCGAGAAGUUUGUACAGCAAUUGAAUUACGAGGACGUGUUGGCCCGUCCGGUCAACAGCUCCGGCAUUGCAUUUCACAGUCCGUUGAUGUGGUCUAUAAGGGAACCAUUAAUUGAAAAAUUAAAGGAAAUAUUGCCCACAAAUAGGCCGAAGAGCCAAAGAUGGGUCAGCACUACAUACGAGCAAAACAAUCCAGAAUCUGGGUCUAUAUGUGCUGAAUAUUUUGCUGAUAACCUCAUACUACCGGUGCUGUUUGCCGACGCACUCAAACACAUACCAUGUGAUGCGGUAGUGGUGGAGGUGUCGGCGCAUCACUUACUGCAACCAAUACUCAAGAAAAGUCUGGGCAUUCAAAUGACAUAUAUUCCUCUCAUGAGAAAAAAUGCUAAUAAUUUGGACGUUUUAUUGCAAAGUAUUGGCAAACUUUAUGCGACAGGUGCUGCAAAUCCAUGUAUUGAGCGCUUAUAUCCCCGGGUUGAGUAUCCGGUGUCGAGGGGAACUCCACCCAUUUCACCGCUCAUUAAAUGGAAACACAAUCAUUCCUAUACUGUCCAUCAGUAUCCCAAUUAUUUUAAUCCAAUCGGUUUCACAGACUUUGCCGUCAAGAUUGACUUACAGGAUAAGGAGGACUCAUAUCUGUCGGAUCAUUGCAUCGAUGGUCGGGUGCUAUUCCCGGCCACCGGUUACCUAAUGCUGGUGUGGAAACAAUUUGCUAAACAGAUGAACGUUAGUUACGAUGAGUUGCCCAUUGAAUUCUCCAACGUUCACCUGCACAGGGCUACCAUACUGGCCAAAGUAGGUGUCACCAAAUUUGAUAUUCAUAUACUGGAAACAAGUGGUCAGUUUGUUAUCACUGAAUCGGGAACAGUAGCCGUAACCGGGACUAUAUCUGCGGCUCAAAAACCGUACCAAAAGUUUGAAUACAUAUUAAAAGAUGAAGAGUUGGCUAAAAGUAGUAAAUAUUUCGAUGAGGAAAGAGAUCUCAUACUUAAUACCAAAGAUGUGUACAAAGAGUUAAGACUUCGAGGUUACGAUUACGGCUCAAACUUUCAAUGUCUGUCCAAAGUGGUGUCAAAUGGCGGUCAUUGUAUGCGUGCAUCCAUUAAAUGGGCUAAUAAUUGGGUCACAUUUGCCGACUCUAUGAUACAAAUGAUUAUUUUGGGCCAAAAGUCACGCGGCCUUUACCUCCCGGUGCGUAUAGAUAGUCUGCGAUGUGAUCCCAGAGUGCUGACACUAAAUGCCAAGCAAUUAUCAACCGUUGACACAGAAUUAGUGGAUAUGCCGGUGCUUUUUGACGCCUACACCGGCAUUGGAGUAGCGCAUGGGUUGGAGUUUCGAGGUAUUAAAGCCAAUAUAGCGCCCCGACGUCUAUCAACACACUUACCUCAUAUUGAAAGCUACCGAUUCGUGCCCUACGAUGAGAUUUGCGAGCUUAGGGAUGAUGAUGACAAUCGUGAUCUCUAUAAAUAUGCUAUGGAUUGUAAUGACCUGGCAAUCAAAGUGGUAAAAAAGUUCAAUAAUCCUGAGCUCAAUGUGGAACUGGAGUUGACAUCACAGACUAACUCUCAACAGCAGAUCUCGACUAAUGAUAACAGCGUGAGUCAGUGCAGCGCCGGUAGUAAUCCAAUGGCACAGACAGUACUCAAAUUCUACCGAUUCGUGCCCUACGAUGAGAUUUGCGAGCUUAGGGAUGAUGAUGACAAUCGUGAUCUCUAUAAAUAUGCUAUGGAUUGCAAUGACCUGGCAAUCAAAGUGGCAAAAAAGUUCAAUAAUCCUGAGCUCAAUGUGGAACUGGAGUUGACAUCACAGACUGACUCUCAACAGCAGAUCUCGACUAAUGAUAUCAACGUCGAGAAAUCAAGACUACCGCCGGAUAUUAAUGGCUUGGAUUUAAUUAUAUAUGAAGACAGAGGCUAUAGUCUGAUAGCACCGGCAGAUACACCGCUCAAUCUUCAUAUAUUAUUCGAGUCCCUCUGGAAUGGUCUCAAAGACAAUGCUUUUCUAAUAAUUGUUUUCAAACAUAAACUUAGUUUUGCCGAAGAAGUGGCGCUAAAUGUUCUUAAUAUAAGUAAUGAUAACAACAAUAAUAGCAUUACUAUUGAUAAGAGUUAUACACAACUCGUGAACGAAAGAAACGCCGAUAUUAUUAGCGCAGCCGAAAAAGUCGGCUUCACUUUGAUCUCCACUAAACUCAUCGACGGUUUCAUCACAAAGUCGUCAAUGAUUUUGCGUAAACAGAGCGUCCACUCAAACAUUGAUCUCAAGAGACACACGUUUAUCACAAUAAGCGAAGACACGUGUGAUCUAUGGAUCGACACAUUGAAGCAGACAUUGCGAGACAUUCAGAGCAGACCUGACGGCGAGAAUGUAUGGCUGAUGGCCACCGACGGCCCAACCAAUGGUGUCAUAGGUUUAGUGAAUUGUCUGCGAAAAGAGCCGAACGGACACAGAAUUCGUUGUAUUUUUAAUUAUAAUUUUAAUGACAAUAACCGGUGUUUGGAGAGCAAUGCUAUCAUUAAUACAAAACUCAUGGAUAGUAUAGUUAAGAAGAAUCUCGUGAUGAAUGUGUUCACCGAUGGCUACAAAUGCGGUAAUUUUAGGCAUUUUAGUUGCGAUUCCGACCGGCGUUUAGUGCCGGCAGAGCACUGUUACCUCAAUGUGCAGACUAGAGGCGAUUUGUCCAGUUUUAGGUGGAUUGAAGCCCACCACAAGUACUGGCCAUUAGGUCGCACACACGACCAGACACUCUGCACUGUGUAUUACUCGGCACUCAAUUUCAGAGACAUUAUGUUAGCCACCGGAAAACUAUCAGCCGAUGCACUGCCCGAGGAUAUGGCACUCCAGGAGUGUAUUCUUGGUUUAGAGUUCGCCGGUAGGGAUGAGAACGGGAAUCGUGUGAUGGGUAUGAUUGGGGCCAAAGCCAUGGCCACUACACUGGUGAUGGACGACCAGGAGUUUGUAUGGCCGGUGCCUCAGCACUGGUCGAUGGAGGAGGCGUCGACAGUGCCUGUGGUCUACGCCACUGCCUAUUAUGCGCUUAUGAUAAGAGGUAAACUCAAAGCCCGCGAAUCCGUACUGAUUCACUCGGGCAGUGGUGGUGUGGGACAGGCGGCUAUUGCUAUAUGUCUGGCGCUGGACUGUCAGCUAUAUAUCACUUGUGGUUCGGCCGACAAACGACAGUUUCUUAUCGAUGAGUUCGCACCCAAAUUGUCGCCGAAGAACUUCUGCACAUCACGUGACGCCAGUUUUGAGCCAUGGAUUAUGAGAGAGACGGGCGGCCGGGGAGUGGAUAUCGUUCUCAACUCUCUGUCCGAACGAUUACUGCAGGCCAGUGUUAGGUGUUUGGCCACAAACGGCCGUUUCCUUGAGAUUGGAAAAUAUGAUUUGUCACAAAACAAUGAGUUGGGUCUGGCGAUGAUUCUGAGAAACAAGACAUUUCACGGCAUUUUGUUGGACAGUAUGUUCGCCCAUAAGUCCAAAUGUACGCCACAAUUGAAUGGACACAAAGCACUGCUCCGACGUCUCAUUGAUGAGGGCAUCAAAGAGGGAACCGUUCGGCCCCUCAAGCGUACAGUAUUCGAGUGCUCACAAGUGGAACAGGCGUUUCGAUUUAUGGCCAGCGGUCGACACAUCGGGAAAGUUGUGCUCAAAGUUAGAGACGAAGAGACAGAUCCGCAAAUUAAUCCCUUUGCAGAUCAGGUCCUAACUUAUGACUCAACGCCCAGAACUGUAUUCAAAAGUAAUAAAACUUAUAUAAUAGUCGGCGGGUUGGGUGGCUUUGGACUAGAGUUAGCCAAUUGGAUGGUAGAGAGAGGGGCCAGGAGUCUGAUUCUUACUUCAAGACAAGGUUUGCGCGACUCAUAUCAGAAAUAUCGUGUCCAGCAUUUUGAAGACAUAGGAACCACUGUUAAGAUAUCAACAAAAGAUGUUUCGGAUUUAACACAAACUCAAGAGUUGUUGCGUUUGGCCCUUAGCCGUGGUAAGGGAGGAGUGGGCGGUGUAUUCAACGUAGCGAUGGUUUUGUCGGACGCCCUCUUUGACAACCAAACAGCAGAACAGUUUCGGAAAGUGUUGGCCCCCAAAGCACAGGCCACUCGAAACCUGGAUGUCGUGUGUCGUGAGUUGUGUCCACAAAUGGAUUACUUUGUAUGCUUUUCGUCCAUAAGCUGUGGGCGCGGGAACUCCGGUCAAAGUAACUAUGGGUUCGCCAAUUCUGUAAUGGAAAGAGUCUGCGAAAGGCGUCGGGCGCAGGGAUUACACGGACUGGCCAUCCAAUGGGGUGCUAUCGGCGAUGUGGGAGUUGUGGCCGAGACUAUGGGCGGCAAUGAGACAGUAAUCGGCGGAACAUUACCCCAACGCAUGAACUCUUGUUUGUCAACACUUGACCACUGCCUUCAGGAGCAACACUCAGUCAUGUCGAGUGUAGUGAGGGCUGACCACAAGAUUGACGCCACCAAUAAAAAGGGUAAUCUUAUGAAAACGAUUGCACAUAUACUGGGCCUCAAAGACCACACGAGUUUGGAUAGGAAUACAACACUAGGAGAGCUGGGAAUGGAUUCAUUGAUGUCAGUGGAGGUGAAGCAGACACUGGAAAGGGAUUACAACUGUAUCCUCAAUAUGGAAGACAUACGACGCUUGACUGUGAGCCGGAUCGCUGCCAUUGACCAACAGAAUCAUCAAAAUGUUGACAAUAAAUGCAUUAAAUCUGAUGAAAAUCAAAGCACACCUGGCAAUGAGUUUGAGUUUACAGUUCCGGCCGACAGUAUCUCGUAUAUCAAUGAGGAAAAGGCUGGAAAACCUGUUAUUUUAUUGCCACCAUUGGAUGGUUCGUAUAGUUUGUUGAGACAAUUGGCCGAUAAUAUGAAUAGACCAGUAAUUGGUAUCAAUUGGACUCGUGAGUGUCGAGAUAUUAAGACAAUCCAAGACACGGCGCAACACUAUCUCAAUGUAAUCGACGAUAAGCUAAAGGAUUUGGACAAUAAUUAUGAUUUGAUGGGCUAUUCGUUUGGAGGAUGCGUUGCCUAUGAGAUGGCUGUGUUGCUACAGAAAAGACAACUGUCCACCACUGGCAUGAAACUUAUACUAUUAGACUCAUCGCCCGUUCAGUUCGGUAUAUACGCCACAGAAGUGAUGAAAAAAUAUCAAUUGUCUGACCAUAAGAGUCAGGAAUUGGAGACUUUGAUGGCAUUCCUCGUGCAAUACGUUUGUGUGGAUUACAAGAGUGUUAGAGAAGUGUUGGAAAACACGCCGUUAGAGGAAAGGGUGGAAAAGGUGUCGCAAAUAUUUGUUAAAUCAAUGCAGAAGACCAUUGAAGUGAAUGGUGUGACUAAAGAUAGCAUUGAAUUCAUAGCCAAGAGUUUUUCGACAAAGCUGUUGAUGUUAAACACAUAUAGUGUUCAUAAUAAUAGCUGUCAGUAUGAGAAUGGAGUGAAGUUUGCAAACGAUUUGCUACUGAUUAGAGCCGAAGAUAACAUCGUUAACAAUAAGGAUCUCAUUAAACAUGACUACGGGUUGUCUGAAAUAAUUAGCGGCAAAUGUAUUACACAUAUCAUGAAAGGCAAUCACAAGAGCUUUUUGACUGGAAAUGUGCACCAAAUUAGUGAAAUAAUCAAUAAUUAUUUGGGUGUUUAG